Oryza brachyantha (malo sina) is the source of this 1633-nucleotide messenger RNA. RefSeq lists its product as uncharacterized. Bases 120 to 1403 code for a protein of 427 amino acids. NCBI's taxonomy places the organism in Eukaryota, Viridiplantae, Streptophyta, Magnoliopsida, Poales, Poaceae. Gene Ontology annotation, molecular function: protein binding. The transcript has a single exon. The record is from RefSeq and is a predicted model, not a curated record.
GAGUUCUUCUUAUAUAUAUCAGACCCGCGCUAUUAUGUUUUGGCAUCGACUUGCAGUAGUCACCUCCCGCAGAAAGGCUAGUGCCACCGUGUCGUUAGAGUUGAGAGGGAAAGAGAGUCAUGGCCAAAGCAUGUAAAUUGACCGCCGCCCAGUUCUUCCUCCUGAUGCUCUAUUGCGUUUCUGUUGUACUAGCCGUCCAAGCUCGCCCAGAAGUAUUGCCCUACCAGUACAGCCAGCGCAAUUUCCCAAAUGAGCGGUUGUACCGCGCCUACCUCGUAAUCCAGCGGUUCAAGAGCACCAUCACCAGCGACCCCAAGAAUGCCACUGCCACCUGGACAGGUAAUGACAUCUGCGGCGAGACGACCUAUCUCGGCUUUCACUGUUCGACACCAGGCCGUGAUAAGAAGCUCACGGUAACUGCGGUCAUCUUGAAUGGAUAUGAACUGCGUGCACCAACCCUGCAUGGCUUCAUCGACGAGCUCCCUGAUCUCGCGUUUUUCCAUGCCGCAUCGAACAACUUCGGGGCCGACAUUCCCCGUGUUGAAGGCCUCGAGUACCUUUACAAGGUCAACGUCAAUAACAACGACUUUCCAAUCCAUCCUAAUUCUGGUCCUAUGGUAAUGGGACAAAUAGGUGCAAAAGGUGAUGUUUAUUGCGUGAAGGGCACUAUCAAUUUAAGAUUUUUCCUGGGAACUAAUAACAAGAAGGGAGGAGGAAUCAUUCCUGGUGUUACCGACGCUAAAGCGGUCCUCCUCAACUCAAACAGCCUAUCUGGUCCAUUUCCAGAGAACAUCGGCUUCUCUAAGUUGAGCUACCUCGCCGUCGCCAACAACAAGCUCACCGGGCCAAUCCCGCCAUCAAUCUCGCACUUGCAAGACUCCCUCCUUGAGGUGCUCCUCCUGAACAACCAACUCUCCGGUUGCCUCCCCCACGAGAUCGGCAUGCUCACUAAGGCUGCCGUGAUCGACGCCAGCAUGAACCAGCUCGCCGGGCCGAUCCCGUCAUCCUUCUCAUGCCUCACCAGCGUCGAGCAGCUCAACCUGGGCAGCAACAGCCUCUAUGGAGAGAUCCCCGAUGCUCUCUGCAAGCUCGCCGCCGGCCCAGCCGGCCGCCUCGCCAACCUCACACUGUCAAGCAACUACUUCACAUCGGUCGGACCGUCGUGCUUGCCGCUGAUCAAGGACGGCGUUCUCAACGUGAAGAACAACUGCAUUCCGGGCCUCGCAAACCAGCGGCAGCCGGCGGAGUGCGCGUCGUUCCUGAGCCAGCCGAAGACUUGCCCGCCGGCGAGCGCCGCCCACGUGGCGUGCCCCGUCGAAGUUGCCAACAUCGCGGCGGCGCCGGCGGACAGGAUGGUCAAGGACUACUCCAGCUACGUGACGUACGCCACCCUUCACAAGUGAGGCUGUGCAUGAAUGCCGCAGGGGACAGCUAGAAGCUAGCGUCUCGUUGUGCUUUGCUCUUGUAUUCUUGUGUUCAUUUGGUGUGGUCGUGAUUGUGGUUUGUUUUCUCUUCACGUGUGGCUAGCCAUGCAUGGCUGUCACGUCUAGAUCUCACCUCUCGUACUCUUAUUAUGUACCUGUAUCAUGUGAAGAAUGACUGGUGAUUACGAAUGUUUGGUGUGUGCCCUGCC